AUGCAAUCUUUUUCUACCAAGAGCUCUGAUUUGAUGGAGAAAUGUGAUUUGGGUACCUCAGAUUUGGGUGGUAAAGUGGUGAUAGUGGCCGUUAAAGCAGCAAAGGAGAUCCCAAGGAACACUCUGCUCUGGUCUUUGACUCAUGUUGUUCAACCUGGGGACUGCAUUAAGCUGCUUCUGGUUGUUCCUUCUCAAUCCUCAAGAAAAAAGAUAUGGGGGAUUUCAAGAUUUACGAGUGAUUGCACCGCUGGUAAUUGGAAGUCUAUCUCUGGAAUUAGUUCAGAUAGAGAACAAGGUGUUGCAGAUUCAUGCUCCCAGAUGAUUCUUCAGUUGCAAGAUGUUUAUGACGCGGAGAAGGUGAAGGUUAGGAUAAAAAUCGUUCCCGGAUCACCACGUGGAAUCGUUGCUGCCCAAGCGAAGAAAGCUCAAUCCAACUGGGUUAUAUUGGAUAAACACUUAAAACACGAGAAGAAACACUGCCUGAAUGAGCUGCAAUGCAAUCUUGUCGUGAUGAAGAGAACUCGGGCGGAGGUUGUUCGAUUGAAUUUAGUUGGAUCACCGAACAUUGAACCUAAAGUGGAAUGGCCGUUAUUGUCUGAAUCAGAAACAUCUCCUAGAUAUAGGAAAAGCAAGCAUGGCCUGUUUGAUGAAACUAAAGGGCCGUAUGUGACUCCUGCCAGCAGUCCUGAGCAUGAAUCGCCUCUGACUGCUACUGAUGUUGGAAUGUCGUCAAUAUCUAGCUCCGAUCCAGAAGCCUCACCAUUUUUCCUCCAUGGAUUAUACGAGAGCUUGAAGAAAGAUCAUUCAUUUUUUAGUGAGGGAAGCCGAAAUCCAUUUGAAUCGGAUUCAGACUCCAACAGUGAGCCAGAUCCUCCUACAACAGGUUCAUUGCAUCUUGGGAAGGGUUUAGAGAGAUCGAAUGAUUCAUCACUAUCUUCAACAUCGAGCAUUUUGUUGGAGAAAUUACCAGCAUUGAAUAGAGAACUCAAUCUCGGGGUCCUUCAUCACAGACUUGAAGCUAUCUCACGGUCAAGAAAUGCUCCUCCUAGACCUCCUCCAUUAUGUUCAAUGUGUCAGCACAAGGCUCCUAUAUUCGGCCACCCUCCUAGGUCGUUCACGUAUUCUGAACUGAUAUAUGCUACCAAUAGCUUUUCACAAUCGAAUUUCUUGGCUGAAGGUGGAUUCGGUUCUGUUCAUCGAGGGAUCUUACCUGACGGUCAGGUCAUUGCUGUGAAGCAACACAAGCUGGCUAGUUCUCAAGGUGACAGAGAAUUUUUCUCAGAAGUCGAGGUUUUAAGUUGUGCACAACAUCGGAAUGUCAUAAUGCUGAUCGGAUUCUGCGUUGAGGAUGGAAAAAGAUUGCUAGUUUAUGAAUAUAUUUGCAAUAGGUCUCUGGAUUCUCAUCUUUACGGUCAUUGUGGAGAUACAUUGCCGUGGUCUGCACGACAAAAGAUUGCUGUUGGAGCAGCUAGAGGAUUGAGAUACCUUCAUGAAGAAUGCAGAGUUGGAUGUAUAAUACACCGUGAUAUGCGGCCUAACAAUAUCCUUCUCACCCAUGAUUUCGAACCUUUAGUUGGAGAUUUUGGCUUGGCGAGAUGGCAGCCAAAUGGAGACACCGGAGUGGAAACUAGAGUAAUCGGAACAUUCGGGUAUUUAGCUCCAGAAUAUGCCCAAACCGGUCAAGUUACUGAAAAAGCUGAUGUCUACUCCUUUGGAGUGGUCUUGGUAGAGUUAAUCACGGGACGAAAGGCUGUGGACAUCGAUCGGCCAAAGGGACAGCAGUGUCUUACAGAAUGGGCACGGCCUUUACUCGAAAGUAAUGCCAUUUGUGAACUUGUCGACCCCCGCAUGGGGAGCCUAUAUGCAGAGCAAGAGGUUUAUGGCAUGCUGCGAUGCGCUUCCUUGUGCAUCAGACGGGAUCCUCAUUCAAGGCCUCGAAUGUCUCAGGUGCUUCGGAGGUUGGAGGGGGAUGCGGUCACAAAUCCGAAAAUCGAUGCAUGAAUUUCCCGGGAUCCUGAAAACCGUCUGCCGAGCAGGUGAAACCGGUGAACAUAGGGUCGAAGUACCUUCGCAUGGUCCAGUGUUCGAACGAAGUUCGAAAAGUAUUGGUACAUGCACUCCACAAAGAGCAGGUCAUUGUUGAAAAACUCCCAAAGACGGAGGCAAAUUUAAGAAAACUGCAGGUUCGGCAGUUUGAUUUCCAACAAACGAGCCAUGAUUGCAAAUUACAGGUUAUCGAAAACACACGCCAAGGGGGGCAAACACAGAAAUUG
Hibiscus syriacus is the source of this 2273-nucleotide messenger RNA. RefSeq names its product inactive protein kinase SELMODRAFT_444075-like. Gene Ontology annotation, molecular function: ATP binding; protein kinase activity. Gene Ontology annotation, biological process: protein phosphorylation. The transcript is spliced from 9 exons. NCBI's taxonomy places the organism in Eukaryota, Viridiplantae, Streptophyta, Magnoliopsida, Malvales, Malvaceae. Bases 1 to 2001 code for a protein of 666 amino acids. The record is from RefSeq and is a predicted model, not a curated record.